AUGAAGACAGCAGGUGCUGGCGAGGAGUUGUUCAAGCGAGCGGAGCAUUUGCAGCGGUUCUUGAAGAAGUUCCGCGCUUGGCGAAUGAAGAUCGCAGAGCCCCCAAACCCGGACGCUGUGACAGCGUUGAAAGAUUUAGGAUUUUCUUUGACUGAUGCGGAUCAGGCGUUAAGGCAGACUGGGUGCAACGUCCCGGCUGCUGCUUCGUGGCUAAUAGGAGAGCGUGGGUCCAGUAUCUUCGAGUUGAUCAACGGUCUACCCGAUGGGUUGAUUCUCCAGACUCUGCUGAAGCAGCCUCAGAUUCAAAGAGGGCUUUUGAACACAAGGAUGUUGAUUGCGUUCAUUGCUAUGGUUGGGCAAACGGGGAGCGCGAGUUUGUGGCUGAAUUCCCCUCAUGGGAGUCCGUUACUGUCCCAGAUAUCUAGGACGUACCACUCGGAAAAGUACUGCCUCACCGUGAACCAGUUUUCGGAGGAACGUCGCGAGCGGACUCGCAGCGCCUCUAUGCCGUCCACUUCAAGGCAGAGGAACUAA
Molecule: messenger RNA, 534 nt
Organism: Ostrinia nubilalis (European corn borer)
Lineage: Eukaryota; Metazoa; Arthropoda; Insecta; Lepidoptera; Crambidae
Product: ubiquitin-associated domain-containing protein 1-like
Exons: 1
Coding region: 1-534 (177 amino acids)
Cellular component (GO): ubiquitin ligase complex
Molecular function (GO): protein binding
Source: RefSeq, a predicted model, not a curated record